CUUUCUCUCAGCGGGCGCCCGGGCCCGGCCAUGGCGGACUUUGACGAGAUCUACGAGGAAGAAGAAGACGAGGAGCGGGCGCUGGAGGAGCAGCUCCUGAAGUACUCCCCCGACCCGGUGGUGGUUCGCGGCUCCGGCCAUGUCACCGUGUUUGGGCUAAGCAACAAAUUUGAAGCAGAAUUUCCUUCAUCUUUAACUGGAAAGGUUGCACCUGAAGAAUUCAAAGCCAGUAUUAGCAGAGUUAACAGCUGUCUUAAGAAGAAUCUUCCAGUUAAUGUACGAUGGCUACUAUGUGGAUGCCUUUGCUGCUGCUGCACUUUAGGUUGUAGUAUGUGGCCAGUUAUCUGCCUCAGUAAAAGAACACGAAGAUCGAUUGAGAAGUUAUUAGAAUGGGAAAACAAUAGGUUAUACCACAAGCUGUGCUUGCAUUGGAGACUAAGCAAAAGGAAAUGUGAAACGAAUAACAUGAUGGAAUAUGUCAUCCUUAUAGAAUUUUUACCAAAGACACCGAUUUUUCGACCAGAUUAGCAUUUGAUUUAUUUGUAGAGACUUACUUUAAAGUAUGUUGUCUUUCCAAUGGUGCCUUGCUUGGUGCUCUCCUGGUGGUAACAUAAGCAUUGGUUCUACAGAAUCUUGUGGUGUUUUCAUGCUUUUGUUUGUUUGUUUGUUUGUGUGGGGGGUGGUUGUUUGUUUGAAUUUGUUGUUUGCCUUUUUUUUUUUUUAAACAAAGAGCAUGUUCUAAGUGCAUUUGGUCAAACCCUACAAAGUAAUUUCACACAGGUGUUAACUUCUACUUAAGUUAUUGCUACUUUUACUCCUUCUGUUAAUGUAUCUUGAUUUUUCCCGAGUCUCUUCUGGCGUGUGUGCGGGCAUAUGUACAUA
Messenger RNA from Indicator indicator, 882 nucleotides. RefSeq names its product cysteine rich hydrophobic domain 2 (gene CHIC2). The transcript is spliced from 6 exons. The coding region runs from base 31 to 528 and encodes 165 amino acids. Lineage: Eukaryota; Metazoa; Chordata; Aves; Piciformes; Indicatoridae. The record is from RefSeq and is a predicted model, not a curated record.